Messenger RNA from Aspergillus nidulans FGSC A4, 435 nucleotides. RefSeq names its product CENP-S family protein. Bases 85 to 399 code for a protein of 104 amino acids. Gene Ontology annotation, cellular component: FANCM-MHF complex. The transcript is spliced from 4 exons. The record is from RefSeq and is a predicted model, not a curated record. Gene Ontology annotation, molecular function: protein heterodimerization activity. Lineage: Eukaryota; Fungi; Ascomycota; Eurotiomycetes; Eurotiales; Aspergillaceae. Gene Ontology annotation, biological process: double-strand break repair via synthesis-dependent strand annealing.
CUGAGCUUCCUUCGAUUCGAUACUAAGAUCUCUCUAGGUGGGGUACUCAGACCGGCUUGGACUCUUGCUCGCAUAACCAGCAAAAUGGAUGCAAAUGAGAAUGUUGGCCUCGAAGAGCGCUUGAAAUCCGCCCUCUGGCUAUCCAUUGGAAAGAUUGUGGAUGAGGAGACAAUCAAGCUCGGUGUGAACGCCACACCUCAGUUCAUUGGUGCACUGACCGAGCUUGUCUGGGUUCAGAUAGAAACGGCGAGUCAAGAUCUUGAAAGCUUCGCGAAGCACGCAGGUCGGUCAACGAUCAAUGUAUCGGAUGUGAUGAUGCUGGCACGCCGAAACGAAGGACUCGAGUCUAUAUUAAGAACAUAUAUCGCUCGACUACGUGAGCAAGAAAACGAAGACUGAAGAGUUGGGUGCGCCGAUAAGACUAAACAUUUUCCA